Molecule: messenger RNA, 1508 nt
Organism: Mercenaria mercenaria
Lineage: Eukaryota; Metazoa; Mollusca; Bivalvia; Venerida; Veneridae
Product: ras-related protein Rap-2a-like
Exons: 2
Coding region: 375-1031 (218 amino acids)
Molecular function (GO): GTP binding; GTPase activity
Source: RefSeq, a predicted model, not a curated record
CACGUUUGAUUUUAUUACAUAUAUUUAUUUAACAUUUCUUGUAUACAUAAUAAUAUACAGAGAAAACGUCUAAGUUUCAUUGUAAGAUCGUUAGUUUUGGUGUAAGAUGGAAAUAUCUUUUACCGAUUAAACAUCAGAUGUAAUAUUUAGAGCUGCAUAGCCACUAGUUAAAGUGUAAGAUAUGGUGUUCACGUUUAAUAAUUUGACUUUAAAGUAAACAAAAAAAAUGUUUUAUGGUUUUACGAAAUUUUAUUCAUUGUAUAGAUUCAAGUCACGCUAAUUUUCAAAACUUUUAAAUUGAAGGAAUAUAUUUCAAAGUUUACCGGGAGACAAGUACUGAAAAUAAAAUUGUUUUUCAUCCGGAUAUAGCAGGAAUGCCACUUGAAGGACAUAGAGCACCAAGGCGGAAUUAUAGAGUAGUCUUCCUAGGAUCAACUGGUGUUGGAAAAACUUCAAUCAUUAAUCAGCUGUUAUACGAAAACUUUCCUGAACAGCACAAAGAGACACUUGAAGAACUUCAUCGUCAUGUUCUUAUAUUCGAUACGAUGGCAGUGGAAAUUGAUAUACUGGACACGUCCGGUACGCAUGAAUUCCCUGCCAUGCGACAUUUGGCUAUAACAACCGGCAACGCAUUUCUUCUUGUGUAUUCUGUCAAAAAUCAGGAAAGCUUUGCAAAUAUUAAAUUCUUGAUUAACGAAAUCAAAGAAUAUAAGCAAGACAAUGACUAUUUUAUUCUCGUGGUCGCCAACAAGAGUGACCUCUUGAAAAAUGAAAACAAAGGUAAUGCUCUUGAUGAGUCAGUAGUGUGUUUUGAUUGGGAAGAAAAAUUUGUAACAAUAUCAGCCAAGACCGGUGAUAACAUUAAAAAUGUUUUGGAAAUCCUAAAGGAAAAUGUAGAAAAGAAAAUUAUUGAUGAAAACAAAAAGCUCCCUCACUUGCGAAGGAUUUCGAUGCCGGCCAUGAUUUCAAAACAUGGACAUGAAAAAUUACCUUCAAUGAAGCGUAAGGCCAGACUGUAUUCUGCUGAUUAAGAAACAGACAUUUCAUAAAUGUAGAUUAAUGAUUUCUCGCGUUACAAUUUUAUGUUUUCAAAACUUGGUGGAUUAUAUACUAUCAUAACUCUGCAGCACAUUUAAGUUAAUUCUACGGCAGUAACAGGCUGUGAAUACCAGACUUGCAAUUUAUUAUAUCAUGCAAAUGGCACUUUAAACAGGUAAACCUUCUAAUUGGUGCUAUACGAACAAAAGACGUCUAAGCCUGACUGUAAACUGACCAGAAUGCAGACAUCUGGCCGUCAAGUUCAGAUUAUUCAUUAAUCAAAGAGUUAACCGGCUCGUUAUCAUUUGACCUCACUAAAAUGACUAUUAUUAUUACGUUUUUGUAACAUGAAUGUUGUUUGUGCUAUCAUAAAUAUACCUUGCUAAACAUGAUUGAAAAUUUCAAGUCUUCUGGUUUUUAAAUCAUGGAUAUGUUGCAUAAAAUACAAGAAUGGCGAAUUAGCUGCUUCA